AUGCUUAUCACUCCACGUACUUACGGGCAGCUUCAAAACAUACAAGAGGGAUCUAAUCCUGGCAGCCUCGGACCUCUGCCAGCAAUCGGCUGGCGCGUAUCUCCGGAGACAGUCGCACAGCGCCAGAAGAUGCUGCUCGUGCAUCAAGUCGGAUCUGUGCGGGUUGGAGAGGUAGUACGCUAUACACUCACAUACACGCCCUCGCUUGACCGAAUACUGCCAUCACCUACAUACUUGCAUGUCAAGAUCAAGAAUUCAUCAGCAAUACCUCUCCGAGCCGCGUACCUCCACGGUCCAUAUACCUUAUACACCGCCUGCUACCCUGCAACAUUCGAUCCGAAUUACAAGUACGAGAAACCAUCUCAAGAAAGCUGUCCAGAAUUUGAGCCCAAUCUUAAGGCUGGGGGCAGCUGGACGAGUCGUUUGACUGUGCCGGAGAACAUACGGGAGACGGCUGGAAAAGCAAAUGUGAAAAGAGGGACCGAUGGUUCUACUCCGAGCUUUACGUGGAUAAUUGAGAUCUCGUCACAGGUUAUAUUUUCUACAUCAGCUUCGGUCAAUUUCGAGCUUCUCGUGGGCAGGGACGAGAAGUCAGUAGAGCUUGGGUUUUCAUCUUUAACGGGUCAAGCGGUAGCCACACCUGGCCAAUUACAGGAUCAUCAGCAAAGUAAGAGGAGCAAAACCGGCCACAGCGCAGCGCAGCCCAAAGGAGUGUUUUCACAUGCAGUGACUCUGGUAGUCGAAGAUACGGAGAGUUUGUGGAAUAAACCAGCUCUGCCGGAGUGGGAUGAUGAAGGGAAGGACAGGGGCAAAAGGCGCAGCUACCCUGAUCCUGGAGAGGGGAAUGACUUCUCCUCGAGGAACGUAGCGGGUGAAGCGGGAACCAGUGAUGAAAACAAGAAGAAAGAGCCAAAAGCCAAGAAGCGGAGACGAGUUCACUUGGUCGUUCUCACUCACGGCCUGCACAGCAACCUCGGAGCUGAUAUGCUUUAUUUGAAGGAGAGCAUUGACGCAGCAGCAAAGGAGGCUCGCCAGAGUGCUAGGGAGAGAAGGGCGCACGAAAAGUCCAAGCACACAUCAAGUUCGUCCGAUGGUGCAGCUCAAUCAAAGGACGAGAGCGCCAGUUCCAAGAAGGAUCAGCCAGACUCGUCUACUGCUCCUUUGUCUGGCGGUCAGGAUGAUCUUGACCCGGGAGCCAAUGUUGACGAGGAAGAUGAAGAAGAAGUCAUCGUCAGAGGUUUCGAUCGCAAUGCCACUCGUACGGAGCGAGGUAUACAGUAUCUAGGCAAGCGGCUCGCAAAAUGGGUGCUCAACAUGACAUUUCCGGAUCAACCGUACCUACCUGUAAAGAAGUCUCUUCCAAGGAAGCUUUCCAGGGUCUUCACUGGCGACCAGAAAUCAGACACUCAACAAAGCCCAGCUCAACAUAACCACAGCAGCAUUCAUCGUCCAGCGAAAAAGCCUAAUGACUUAGCGUACAAGAUUACGAGCAUUAGCUUCAUCUCACAUUCUCUGGGUGGCCUGACCCAGACGUACGCUAUUGCCUACAUUCAUAAGCAUUCUCCCAACUUUUUCAAUGAGAUUAAGCCAAUCAACUUCGUCGCCAUGGCUGCGCCGUUUCUUGGGCUGAGCAAUGAAAACCCGCUAUAUGUCAGGUUUGCCCUUGACUUCGGACUUGUUGGGAGGACCGGACAAGAUCUCGGCCUGACAUGGAGGGCCCCGACCAUGAUGCGGAGUGGAUGGGGUGCCAUGAUUGGCGGCAUCGGCUCGGAGGGCCAACGAGCACACAGACAGCCAGAUCCCGGAUCGAAACCCCUACUACGUAUCUUACCGACAGGUCACACACACCAGGUCUUGAAGCUGUUCAGGAAUAGGACAGUCUACUCGAAUGUUGUUAACGAUGGCAUCGUGCCUCUACGGACUUCGUGUCUUCUAUUCCUUGAUUGGAGUGGUCUAGAUCGAGUGGAGAAGGCCAGAAGGGAUAAUGGUCUAAUUGGUACUAUGGCAGGUUGGGGUUGGUCAGAGAUUACGGGUGCCAAUAAAAGCUCAAACAAACAUCUCCGCGCCGACAACGGCAAUGAUGCUUGGUCGCAGUCAGACAUAAGUGGUGACGAGGGCGCCAGUCAAGGAAGAAAGGCUGCAGUACCUCAGCCGGAGGAAAAUGCAGUCCGGGAUGACACGACGGCAGAAGGAAACGAAAGCCGAGCGAGCAAAAAACAUCCUGACCCUCAAGGUAAACCAUUCGAAGACGAGGACUAUGAUGCUACAAAAGCUGAGGAGCCAACGUCCCAUCAGCCAGCACAUCCUCUGGCUGGUUUGCUCUCUUUUCUUCGCCCCAGUCAGCCCAAGAGCCAGCCCAAGAGCCAUCAUCACUCUCCCAAAAAUACCAAGAUCUACAAGAGAAGCCAGACUACCAAUCGUACCGCGGAUGAUGUGGCAAGCAUGUCCUCAGAGGGCUCGUCCGCAGCCGGGGUAUCUUUGGGUCGCCCAGGGACUGUCAGAGGCGAUUCGAUCAUCGAAAAUCCCAACAAUGAUUUUGCUCCUCCAAAAACUACUAUCUUCGAGGCUGCGGGUGACGUCUUGAAUCCCCCUUUGCCGACAAGGGAGUUCUUGAUCAAUCCCCAAGGUCGACCGCGCACUAUUUUCCAUGAUCGUGUCUACCAUCCUGAAGACAUACCACCUCCGCCUACCAAAAGAAAGCGAGAAGGUUUAAAGAGAACUUUUUCGAGCGAGUCUCGGAACGGCCCUUCUCGCGUCAACACAGACUAUGAUGGCCAAUUCAAAGAGACUCCGGACAUGAGCAGCAUGAAAGUGGAAGAAAAGAUCGCACGAGCCUACCAUCAUGGCCUAUCAUGGCGCAAAGUACUCGUCCGUCUCGAGCCCGAUGCACAUAAUAAUAUGGUAGUCCGACGCAUGUUCGCAAACGCCUAUGGCUGGCCGGUAAUCAAGCAUCUUGUUGACACUCACUUCGCUGACACCUAUGCUGCUACAACGGCAGAUGUGGAUGAGCCGAACAAAGAACGCGCCAAACCACCAACAGAAGCUGUAGGCGAGCAUGGCGAGGAAGUGCGUGCUGACGCGCCCAGGGAAAUGAAGCGCAGUGACAGCGAACGGUAUGAAGCUAAAGACAGCAUCUCUGAGCUUACAAAUAUGGAAGACCACAGUAUGAGUAGCAGCAUUAACCGCCCCAACAUUUCCAGGCAGGACUCCGCGCAGUGGGAUGACUCAAUGUUUGACGUUACCGACGAUGAUGAUGAUCUCGACCAACCGGGCAGUACGGGCCACGGCUCUUCCUUUUCGAACGCUGAGUCGACGAAGGGUACUUCAGAGGCUGAGAUCGCGGAGUUUUUGACAAGGUCACCGCUUCCAGUUGAUGAAAAUGCAAAGGCAAAAUCGGCAACGAAGGCUCCGUCUGGAGGGACAUCCUCUGUUGGGCUAGGCAAGUCAGUUGAAGAGCGCUUGAGUCCUGGCAAGUCUAGGAGGCGGACCAUGGAGGGUCAAGGAGACGGUGGAAGUGGGAACCUUGAGGAUGAAGUUACGAGGAUACACAUUGGAGAUGGCCAAUGA
Letharia columbiana is the source of this 3567-nucleotide messenger RNA. RefSeq lists its product as uncharacterized. Lineage: Eukaryota; Fungi; Ascomycota; Lecanoromycetes; Lecanorales; Parmeliaceae. Gene Ontology annotation, molecular function: monoacylglycerol lipase activity. The record is from RefSeq and is a predicted model, not a curated record. The transcript is spliced from 2 exons. Bases 1 to 3567 code for a protein of 1188 amino acids.